Camelina sativa (false flax) is the source of this 783-nucleotide messenger RNA. RefSeq lists its product as uncharacterized. Gene Ontology annotation, molecular function: RNA nuclease activity. Gene Ontology annotation, cellular component: peroxisome. The record is from RefSeq and is a predicted model, not a curated record. NCBI's taxonomy places the organism in Eukaryota, Viridiplantae, Streptophyta, Magnoliopsida, Brassicales, Brassicaceae. Gene Ontology annotation, biological process: regulation of gene expression.
UGAACCCUAGUUCCUCUUUGCGCCGCUUCACACUCUCUCGUCUUCCUUUUUUGUUUCCGGCGGGCUCUUUCUCCUGUCAAAACACCAUGUUUAUGAGUCAAUUUCGUAUCUGCAAGCCUUUGAUCAACUCUCGUCUGCCUUUGUUCCGCCCCUUUCUCUCUAGAUGUUUCGAUCUGUCCUUCAGUACCAUGGCUGAUACCGAAGAUCUUGUGCCUAAAGCAGCAGGCGUCUUCUGGGACGUCGAGGACUACAAGAUCCCUGAUGGUCUCACUGCUCGUGAUGUUGCAGAGAAUAUCAGAGCGACACUUGCGGAAGUUGGACAUCGUGGUCCGAUCACAAUCAGGGCUUUUGCUAGUGAUAAGAAUCGGACCCCGGACUAUGAAUUUGCUUACGCCGGAAUCAAACUCAAGCGCGUAGCAAGAGGCCCGAAAGGAGAGCAUAAGCAUCAUCGGAGAGAUAUGGCUCUUUUAGGUGACAUGGGUUUCUAUGCUGGUAGUCACGGUAAAGCACGAUCAAUGAUAAUUUUUAUCUCUGAUAGCAACUAUGACGACGCUGACAAAGAGUUUAGGAGUUGGAAUCAUGUUGUCCUUUGGGCAAAACUAUCUGCCGAGGGGAAGCCUAUCCCCCAGACCAGAAGAACCUCUAAGCGUAUUUGAAUGAGACCCAAAACAUACUCUUUGGUUCUCGAUAGCUAAUUAAUGUAGUUUGUUUUUAAUGUCGUUUGUGUGUGUAUGAAAAACAUCGACUUUUUAUCAAUGAUUAUGCUGAGGUUUUAUUUCGUCC